AUGGAAGUAAAUGAAAGUUUCUUUUUAACACUGUGUUUGAACAGUUCAAUGUCUUACUAUCCAGAAAACACAACAACAAGAUUCACUACACAAUUGCCUGAUACCAUUAAUUUGAAAGACAGUUUCGUCGAACUAUCGUCGAGUGAAGGUCCUCCGUCCCCGACUCUAACUCAAAGAAGCAUUGAUGCAUACUUGAAUAUUUCUUUCAAUAGCGACAUAGAAGAAGAUGAAGCUGGAUCACCUACUUGCAAAAGAUCGCGCGGAAAUGUCAAUAUAUUUAAUGACAAAGUUGUUACUGUCCUUGACAAAUGUGAAUAUCUGAAUGCUGAAACCGUUGCCCUGGCAUUUUUUGAUGAAAAUGUGUCAUUUGAUGUCAAGCGCAAGAUGGUUUCGGAAUUGAGUCCAUACGGCGAAAUAGAUGACUUUUUCCCCAAACGGAUUCAAAUCAAUUUGAAAGACAUUGUUGGUUACUGCGAUAAACAAAUAGAGCAUUUCGUAUCUCCGCAAACGCUGAACUUUUUGCGAAGGUUUGGAAUUGAUGAAGAAUUUCUGAAGCUCGAUCCGUCUGUUUGGAGUCAAAAUGAAAGUUACGCACACGAUUUAAAAAUUGUAAAACAUCUCAAGGUCUCGCGUGAUGGAACAACUACAAGCAGCUUUGUUCGAAUUUAUGUGAAUUGGUCAAGUGUAGUGCAAGGUCCAGGACAGGCAAUGAGAGCAAGAAUUGCUGGCCGAGUAACACCAAGUUUAAAUCGACCGUUACAUACCUUGGAGAUGAUUGAACUUCCACUGGCAUCGCAGCCAACAGCUUUGGCCUGUUGUCAAUCUACGGGUAAUCUCAUAGUUGCUAUGGGAUUAUACGCUAUUUUACAUGAAUUUAAGGUUGAAACACAACAGCUAUCUCGAUUAAAGUUUAUUGACUUCGAGGCACGACCAUGGUCAUUAGCCUUCAGUUUUUCUCCAACUGUAAUGGAACUCGCGGAAGAUUUUGUUACAGUUCAAGAUUCUGAACAUUUUAUGGUGUUUCGUCUAAUAAACACCAUGCAUGAAGAUAUUGAUCAAUUGAGUUCCGUUGCUUCGACUAAUUUAUCCUCUGUAGAUAGAACUUUUACUCAUUCACCGCUACUUGAUAACACUGAAAAUGCAGUAAACACUUCAACAGUUGGAAUAGCUCAUAAAAUUACUUGCCUAAUCGACGAGUAUUGGAAAAUCCCCAAAACAACCAAUAUUUCAUUUAUAAAUUGGGAUAAACUAAGUUAUGAAGAGAAGGAAGAGAGCAAUCGAUUAAUGAGCUUAGGCUUACUCCAUUCUGAAUGUCUAAACAGUACUAUUAAUUUUCCUACCAUCGAUUUGGAAAAUGCGGGACCUACAUACGGUUUAAAUCAUUUUAUUCUUAAUCCUUCUGAUCUUGAUGUCGUUAUCAAAACGUCUUCACCUAAUAAUGGAUGGUCAGAAAACUUUGCCGUGAAGAAACUUUUGCAAAUUAAGAUUUCUUAUAAUAAUAAUUCUCGGGUGAAAAAUAAUGGACAGUCGGAGUUCUUUACGUGUUCUGUAAUGAAACCACUUUAUCUAAAAAAGGAGUGUAAUAAUAUUUCUUCCUUGAAGAAAUGUAUUCUGAAGUCUGAUAAUUAUCGUCAUUUUCAUGGAGUAACCUGCGUCAUCUGCACUACACAGGAAGGUUUCCUUUAUCACUUUGGGUCAUCAACAAUGUCCCAGGAGUCAAAUAUGAGGUGCCUAACUACUUAUUCAUUUACCGCACCGGUGAAAAACAUUGUACUUGAUCCGACAGCAUUGCAUGCAUUGACUGAAGCUGGCCUAGAAUCUUAUACAUUGCGUUUAGGAAAUUAUGCAAUGCAAUCAGGAAACAAAAACCUUAAAACGACAGCGGUCACUGAACCAGUUUGUUUAAUAGGUCUACGCUCGUUUUUGGGCACGCAGCAUUUACUUUCUUCAAUUACUCGACUAAUCCUUUUAGCUAAAGCAGAACAAUCUUGGACAUUAUACUCACUUGCUCUUCCUACGCCAGAAAAUCUGUACUACGAUAUGCUAAGUGCUGCCAAAAAUCAUAAAGAAUCCAGCCUUAAUACAUAUAAACAGUUGCUAGUGGAAGGUCAUGCGUUAUUAAAGCUUGCUAAGAACAUAAGUUUUCAUGACUAUGGAAAAAACAGGAAUAAUGAACACCAAUCCUUAGUCACCGUCAAGGACGUUGCGUCAAACAGGCUAUGA
Cephus cinctus (wheat stem sawfly) is the source of this 2223-nucleotide messenger RNA. RefSeq lists its product as uncharacterized. The transcript is spliced from 6 exons. NCBI's taxonomy places the organism in Eukaryota, Metazoa, Arthropoda, Insecta, Hymenoptera, Cephidae. Gene Ontology annotation, biological process: organelle organization. Gene Ontology annotation, cellular component: cytoplasm. The record is from RefSeq and is a predicted model, not a curated record. Bases 1 to 2223 code for a protein of 740 amino acids.